This is a messenger RNA of Desarmillaria tabescens, 1482 nucleotides long. RefSeq names its product ammonium transporter. The coding region runs from base 1 to 1482 and encodes 493 amino acids. Gene Ontology annotation, biological process: ammonium transmembrane transport. The record is from RefSeq and is a predicted model, not a curated record. Gene Ontology annotation, molecular function: ammonium channel activity. Gene Ontology annotation, cellular component: plasma membrane. The transcript has 6 exons. Lineage: Eukaryota; Fungi; Basidiomycota; Agaricomycetes; Agaricales; Physalacriaceae.
AUGGUCAACGUCACUUACGACGCAUCUGGUACUCUUACCACGACCGACGCAGACGGCGUCGUGAACGUAUACAACAAUGGUGACAUUGCAUGGACUCUUGCUUCCACUGCGCUUGUGUGGAUUAUGAUCCCCGGUGUGGGGUACCUGUAUUCGGGACUGUUGAGGAGGAAAAAUGCACUUGGUCAAAUUUAUAUGAGCGUUAUGGUCUUGGCCGUCGUCUCUUUUCAAUGGUUCUUCUGGGGCUACUCCCUCGCCUUCAGCGAGACUGGUAGCAAAUACAUUGGCGACCUCAAAUACUUUGGUCUCAAAGGUGUCCUUGACGCUCCUUCAAUGGGUAGUGUGCGCAUACCUGCACUCGUUUUUUGCGUGUACCAGCUUAUGUUCGCUGCAAUCACCCCCAUGCUUGCGGUUGGCGCCCUCGCAGAACGGGGACGUUUGGGUCCUGUACCCAUAUUCGUCUUCGUGUGGUCGACCAUAGUCUAUGAUCCCAUAGCUUGCUGGACCUGGUCGGCGAAUGGAUGGUCCUUCAUCAUGGGUGGUCUCGAUUUCGCUGGUGGAACUCCAGUCCAUAUCUCUUCAGGGACUGCUGCGUUGGCUAUCAGUAUUUAUCUUGGCAAGCGAAAAGGCUGGGGAACUGAGCGGCUAUCAUAUAAGCCCCAUAACACCAGUUAUAUCAUUCUAGGCACCGUGCUGCUUUGGUUUGGAUGGUUUGGUUUCAAUGGCGGCAGUGCCCUAAGCGCCAACCUGAGGGCAGCCCAGGCAUGCAUAGUGACCAACCUCGCCGCUAGCGUCGGAGGUUUGACAUGGAUGUUGUGGGAUUACCGCCUGGAAAAGAAAUGGUCCGCAGUCGGUUUCUGUUCCGGUGCCAUUUCAGGACUAGUGGCAAUCACCCCCGCAAGUGGUUUCGUAGGAGCACCUGCCUCGGUGCUUUUCGGAGUUAUGGCUGGUACAUGUUGUAACUUUGCUACUCAGCUCAAAUUCGUUUUCGGAUACGAUGACACUCUCGAUAUCUUCGCCUCUCAUGGUAUCGGCGGCAUCGUCGGAAACAUUUUGACAGGGCUAUUUGCUCAGGCCUCGGUCGCUGGGUUUGAUGGCAUCACUGUUAUCAAUGGAGGCUGGAUCGAUCACCAUUACAUCCAACUUGGGUACCAGCUCGCCGACAGUGUCUCUGGCGUGGCGUAUUCGUUCACAAUGACAACAAUCAUUCUUUGGAUUAUGCACUUUAUCCCCGGAUGCCGCCUGCGCCUAAAUGAGGAUGUGUCAGAAGAAGCCCAGGCAGUCGGUAUGGACGACUACGACAUGGGCGAGUUCGCGUACGACUAUGUUGGACUGGAGCAGGAGCUUGCUGGCGAGGACAAUGAUGCACUCGGCGUGACGACUGGUGGCCGAGAACCCCAUCAUCAUGUGCAUCAACACCAUCAUGACAGCGGAUCUAGCAGUGUAGAGGAGAAGAAGGAGGUCGCAACCAUUACGCCUGCAUAA